CGGCGGCGGCCGGCCAGGCGCGCACUCUCGGGAUGGACGGCGAGCGCCGGGCAUCUCAGGCGCUCUCCUCGGGCCUCCCGGAGGGGGGCGCCGGCGGGGAGAGCCCGGGGGACGGCGGCCCCGUCCCGGGCAGCAGCGGCUCGUCGGCCCUGCUGCAGGCCGAGGUGCUGGAUCUGGACGAGGACGAGGACGACCUGGAGGUGUUCAGUAAGGAUGCCUCAUUGAUGGACAUGAAUUCCUUCAGUCCUAUGAUGCCAACGUCCCCUUUAUCAAUGAUAAACCAAGUCAAGUUUGAAGAUGAGCCAGAUUUGAAGGAUCUCUUCAUUACAGUUGAUGAACCUGAAAGCCAUGUUACUACAGUUGAAACUUUCAUUACAUAUAGGAUUAUUACUAAGACAUCUCGGGGGGAAUUUGACUCCAGUGAAUUUGAAGUUAGGAGACGUUAUCAAGAUUUCCUUUGGUUGAAGGGAAAACUUGAAGACGCACACCCCACUCUGAUUAUUCCACCAUUGCCAGAAAAGUUCAUAGUGAAAGGAAUGGUGGAACGGUUUAAUGAUGACUUCAUUGAGACACGCAGGAAGGCACUGCAAAAAUUUUUGAACCGAAUUGCUGAUCAUCCAACUUUAACAUUCAAUGAAGACUUCAAAGUUUUUCUUACUGCACAAACUUGGGAACUCUCUUCUCACAAGAAGCAAGGACCUGGACUGCUGAGCAGGAUGGGACAGACAGUCAGAGCUGUGGCAUGGUCAAUGAGAGGAGUUAAAAGCCGCCCAGAGGAGUUCAUGGAAAUGAAUAACUUUAUUGAAAUGUUUAGCCAGAAAAUAAAUUUGAUAGAUAAAAUAUCUCAGAGAAUUUACAAGGAAGAAAGGGAAUAUUUUGAUGAAAUGAAAGAAUAUGGCCCAGUUCAUAUUCUGUGGUCGGCAACAGAAGAAGAUCUGGUUGAUACUCUAAAAAGUGUCGCCAGCUGCGUUGACAAAUGCUGUAAAGCCACUGAAAAACGGAUGUCUGGACUCUCAGAGGCUCUGCUUCCUGUUGUACAUGAGUAUGUGCUUUAUAGUGAAAUAUUAAUGGGUGUUAUGAAAAGAAGAGACCAAAUACAAGCAGAACUGGAUUCCAAAGUUGAAGCUUUGACUUCUAAAAAGGCAGAUACUGAUCUGCUUACAGAAGAAAUUGGAAAACUUGAAGAUAAAGUGGAAUGUGCUAAUAAUGCCCUGAAAGCAGAUUGGGAAAGAUGGAAACAAAAUAUGCAAAAUGAUAUCAAGUCAGCAUUUACAGAUAUGGCUGAGGAGAAUAUCCACUAUUAUGAGCAGAAAGAUCACUGUGGCUGUCUCUGGGUCAGCGUGGAGCAAAGCUGGAUGUGAUGAGACUGGUUAGGUGACCAUGGUGGCAGCAAAGAUAGAGAUAUGAACUGAUAGAAACAUUUCCUGGCAGUGGGCUGGAGACUGGUGAACAGAUUCAAGUGUUUUAUUUUUAGUAGGUGGGAUUGGAAAAAUCAUUUCUACCUCUCCUUAAUUUUUUAUUCUACUUUAACAAACAGGUAAAUCCAAGUAUCUAAAAGGAAUUUCACAUAAAUCUCAGAUUUUCAAAUAAUUUAAAAUAUUUCUAUUGAGUAAAGUACAUUUGCCACCAUAGACUUUAUUGCCACGUAACUGUUUAAAUCGACAGAAAUACCUUUCCCUCUCCUUUACCAUAGAACUUCUCCACACUGACAUUAUAGGAUUGUUAUGACAAUCAACUGAAAUAAUUUAUAAGAAAAUGUCUUGAAAAUUAGACUAUACAAUAUAUUAUAAGUGAUUAUGAUUGUAAAACAUGACUAUAUUAGGGUGUAAAAAUCACAUGACAAAUGCACCUGCUGUAUUUUCCUUUAAAUGAAAAGGUCUGCAAAACUUUUCAAAGUUUGGAUGUUUUAGUUUUUUAAGAGAAAAUGUUCAUGGCAAUUCCAUGGAACUCCAACUGAAAUUUUUGGGUUUUGACUAUACCUAUCACAUGAAUACAUAUUUUUGUCAUUCUCAUAGAUUGAAUUCAGUUUACGCAAACUGUUUUCUUAGAAACAGUUAAAUUAGCAUCGCUGUGCCAUAUUGCCAUAUUGCAAAUUUUGUUCUUCACAGCAGUUUAUAUCAGUAUGUUUUUAACUCUUUCCUCCAAGUGAAUUAUAUUUCUAAAUGUUACUAAAAAUGUAUCAGGUAUAUUACAUCUUGGAUGUAUAAUUUUUGGAGGAAUCAUUCGUUUUCUUUAUUAUAACUUCAAAAGACCCCUACAGCUCUAGUUAUUUGUUAGUUUUUUCCUGAGUGAAUAACUUUUAACUUUGGCAUGUCAGCAGCAUAAUCAGGAAGUUGGAGCCCUUAAAUAAUCAAGACUUCCUAAUUAGCACACAGACUGUGUGGCCUGAAACAGCAACAGUCUGCUGUUAUCUGUUAACUUCAGAAUAUCUCAGAUAUACAGGGAAGUGAUAUGUUCCAGAAUCUUUACAUUUCCUUUUUAAUUUAAUCACACUCUUAUGGAAAGCAGUUUUUUUUCUUUUCGUCAACAUUUGCAAAGAUAAAUCUCCAAAGAGGUUUGUGCCUAGUGUGAUAGAUGAAAUGGGGUAUAAACAUUUGCCUUUAGACUUACUUUUAUGAAGUGAAAUGGUCAUAGCUUGUUUAUAACUAAAAUUUAAAUAUCAAAGUGGCAGAGAAAAAUCAGUUCAUAAAUUUGAGAUAUAGGUCUGUAUCAGAGGUCAAUUAUUCUCAUAUUGAAAUGUUCAUAGAUGUGUGAAUUUACUUGGAGACAUUCGACACCAAGUAUAAAACAGAUAUCUCCAGAUAAACUUUGAAUGGGUAAAAUGAUGUUUUUCCCAUUUUAUCCUAUAUGACCAGUAAUUAAGAAUCAAUUUGAGUCUUCUUUUAAAAAACAUGAAUAACAAAAUGAUAAAACCAAAAGUCCGAUUGAACAUAGGUAAAUAAUUUAAAAGUAUAUAGGUGCCCAAAUAACUGAACAAAAUUAUCUCCUGCUAAAAUAGAUGCUAAAACCGUAAGAUAGAACGUGUUGGAUAAAGUGCAUGUACGUUUUCUAAUUGUUACCUGGUAGGUGGAAAAGAGUAUCUGUUUUCUUUCUUGUUGAUACUGAUGAUGAUGAUGAUGGUAAUGAUGAAGAAAUUUGAAAGGUCGUGAUCCUUGGCAGGUAUUACAGAUUGAAAGAAUAUACUCUUUGAAAGUUUAAUUUUAAUAUUAUAAUCAUGCAAAUAUCACGCAGUGUUAAUUUUUGCCAAAUAAAGCAGUUUAUGUAAUGUUAUGUGAAUGUAAUA
Messenger RNA from Equus caballus (horse), 3283 nucleotides. Lineage: Eukaryota; Metazoa; Chordata; Mammalia; Perissodactyla; Equidae. The record is from RefSeq and is a predicted model, not a curated record.